This is a messenger RNA of Alternaria ethzedia, 3288 nucleotides long. RefSeq names its product ATP-dependent Lon protease pim1 (gene PIM1). The record is from RefSeq and is a predicted model, not a curated record. Gene Ontology annotation, molecular function: ATP binding; serine-type endopeptidase activity; single-stranded DNA binding. NCBI's taxonomy places the organism in Eukaryota, Fungi, Ascomycota, Dothideomycetes, Pleosporales, Pleosporaceae. Bases 1 to 3288 code for a protein of 1095 amino acids. Gene Ontology annotation, biological process: mitochondrion organization; chaperone-mediated protein complex assembly; protein quality control for misfolded or incompletely synthesized proteins. The transcript is spliced from 2 exons. Gene Ontology annotation, cellular component: mitochondrial matrix.
AUGUUCCACGGACAGAACUUGCCGUGGCGGGCGGCCCUUCGUCAGGCUUCACGAUCGAAUGCGAGGACUAUCACCACUAGAGCCUCGUCGCGCCAUCUCCCCGCACAAUGCACGGCAUCGCUGGUUGCACGGCAACAUCACCGAUGUUCCUCGCCGCCCGCGGCGCUCUUCGCAUACCGCAGCUUCUCCACAACGUUGGGUAGACGGAAGGAAGAUGAUACAAAGGCGCCACCAGAGCCGCUGGAGGAGGCCAAGGAGGAAGAAACAGAAGAGUCCAAGAAGCUGAAGGAGCAGAAAAGAGCAGAAGAGCUCGAGGGCAAGAGCGAUGCGCCUGGGCCAAUACCACCAAAGGCGAGUUCUGGGCGAGGCAGCGCAGCAGGAGGAAGCGGUUCAGGCGGCGACGGCGGUGGCAAGAAGCGAAAGGGUGCCGAAAGAGCCCUCGUCAAGCCUUCGAUACCCGAUGUCUACCCGCAAGUCAUGGCGAUACCGCUCGUCAAGCGUCCGCUGUUCCCGGGAUUCUACAAGGCCAUCACAAUUAGAGAUAGAGAGGUUGGACAGGCGAUUGCGGACAUGGUCAAGCGAGGACAGCCCUACAUUGGUGCAUUCAUGUUCAAGGACGAUGGUGCCGACAAGGACGUCAUCCACGAUCCCAGCGAGGUGUACGAUGUAGGCACAUUCUGUCAGGUCACAAGCGCAUUCCCCGUGGGCGCCGAUGACAACUUCGCCAUGACCUGCGUCCUCUACCCGCACCGUCGCAUAAAGAUGACUGGUCUCAAGUCGCCACCGCAAGCGAAGGAGGAGUCAUCUGUGGCUGAAAGCACACUGAGCGAGAGUGCGGAUACCCCCGAGUCGGAGGCAGGCGCAACACAAUCCAAGGGCGAUGUCGUCGCUAGCUUCGAGGAGGCAACAGAAGAGGCCAAGGCGGCCCAGGGAGCGCUCGUACCCACCAUCCUCAAGGGUCGCAAUGUCAGCAUUGCCGAUGUUGAGAAUAUGGUUGAAGAGCCAUUCGAUCUGAAGAGCAACAAGACAAUCCAGGUGCUGGUCAACGAGAUUGUCAACACCUUCAAGGGAGUAGCACUGCUCAAUCCGCUGUUCCGCGACCACGUCUCGACCUUCUCUGUCCAUACCACCAUGAACGUUGGGGAAGACCCUGUCAAACUCGCUGAUUUCGCCGCCGCCGUAGCACAAGCCGAGUCGCAUGAACUGCAGGAUGCGCUUGAAGAGAUGGACAUUGAGAAGCGUCUCAGCAAGGCCUUGGAAGUGCUCAAGAAGGAGCUUAUUAGCGCGGAAUUGCAAAAGAAGGUUGCCGACGAUGUUAAUGCCAGAGUCACCAAGAAGCACCGCGAGUACAUGUUGAUGGAGCAGAUGAAGGGUAUCAAGCGCGAGCUCGGUAUCGAGUCGGACGGAAAGGACAAGCUCAUCGAAAAGUUCAACGAAAAGGCUAACAAGCUGGCUAUGCCCGAAGCCGUGCGCAAGGUCUUCGAAGAGGAGAUGAGCAAGCUACAGGGUCUUGAGCCUAACGGUUCCGAGUUCAACGUCACUCGAAACUACCUUGACUGGCUCACACAGCUACCCUGGGGUCUGCGCAGCGCCGAAAACUUCGGUAUCCAACAUGCGCGAGAGGUCUUGGACGAGGAUCAUCACGGACUGAAAGAUGUCAAGGACCGCAUUCUGGAGUUCAUCGCUGUCGGUAAAUUGCGCGGCACAGUGGAAGGAAAGAUUCUGUGUUUGGUCGGUCCACCCGGUGUGGGUAAGACGUCGAUUGGAAAGUCGAUUGCUCGCGCUCUGAACCGUCAGUACUACCGUUUCAGUGUCGGUGGUAUGUACGACGUAGCAGAGAUCAAGGGUCAUCGAAGGACAUACGUUGGUGCGCUACCAGGACGCAUCAUCCAAGCGCUUAAGAAAUGUCAAACAGAGAACCCCCUUGUUCUCAUUGACGAAGUCGACAAGAUCGGACGCAACAGCAACCACGGCGAUCCAGCAUCAGCACUUCUCGAGCUGCUGGACCCAGAGCAGAACAACAGCUUCUUGGACCACUACCUGGAUGUACCUGUCGAUCUUUCAAAGGUUCUGUUCGUGUGCACAGCCAACAUGGAUGAGACGAUCCCGCAACCAUUGCUCGACCGUAUGGAAGUGAUUCGACUGUCAGGCUACGUUUCAGACGAGAAGAUCGCCAUUGCUGAGAAGUACCUGUCUCCCGCAGCUAAGGAGAUGAGUGGGCUGAAGGACGCCGAUGUCGUUCUCGAGAGCGAUGCGAUUGUUGAGCUCAUCAACAAGUACUGUCGCGAGUCUGGUGUUCGAAAUCUGAAGAAGCACAUCGAGAAGGUGUACCGCAAGUCAGCGCUAAAAAUUGUUACCGAUGUAGGCGAAGAUGCUCUCCCCGAGGCUGCAGCGCUCACUGAAGAGGGCAAGGCUGCGCAAAAGGAGUCAGACAAGGACAAGAGCGAUCUCAAGGAGACACCGGAAAACAUUGAGGAGCAGACCACCGAGAAGCCUCGCGUCGCGCUCAAGAUCCCAGACUCGGUGCACGUCUCCAUCACCAAGGACAACCUGAAGGACUACGUCGGACCCGCCAUCUUCACAUCAGAUCGUCUGUACGACUUUACGCCACCCGGUGUGGCCAUGGGCCUGGCAUGGACGUCGAUGGGCGGUUCAGCGCUCUACAUAGAAUCGAUAGUGCAGAACGCGCUCUCAGCAUCCUCAUCACCCGGUCUUGAACGCAGUGGAUCGCUUCGGGACGUCAUGAAGGAGUCGACCAGUGUAGCCUACUCGUUUGCCAAGAGUAUCAUGGCCCGCGAGUUCCCCAGGAACAAGUUCUUCGAACACGCCAGGAUACACCUUCACUGCCCCGAGGGCGGCACACCAAAGGACGGACCGAGCGCUGGUAUCACCAUGGCGACCAGCAUGCUCAGUCUGGCACUUGACAGGAAGAUCAGGGAUGAUGUUGCCAUGACUGGUGAGCUGACUCUUACCGGCAAGGUGCUGAGGAUUGGUGGACUACGUGAGAAGACCGUUGCUGCACGGAGAGCGGGCGCAAAGACGGUCAUCUUCCCACACGACAACAUGAGCGAUUGGCUUGAGUUGCCUGAGAACAUCAAAGAGGGCAUAGAAGGCCGCCCCGUCCAAUGGUACAAGGAAGUCUUCGACAUUGUCUUCCCAGAUCUCGACAAGGACGUGGCGAACAAGAUGUGGGAGAAGGAGCUCAAGGGAAAGAAGGGCGACCGCAAGAAGCGCGAGCAAAAGAAGAAGGAAGAGGAGGAAGAGGAGUCUGGUGAAGACGACGACUGA